AUGUCCUGCCCCUGCUCACGUUGCUUCAACAAUCCAUCCACUCCUCAUCACUCUAAACCAUCAUCGCCCCCUCCUUGUUCCCCGUCAUCACCGGGGACAACAUCACCGGGAACAACAUCAACCACCAACAUGAAGAAAAGCAACGGAUUCCCAUGGUUUAAGAAGAGCACAUGCAGCGCAAAUCCCCCGCGAUACAGCGUGGAGAGCACGGCGUCCGAUUUGGUUGGGUUACUAGGUUGA
Molecule: messenger RNA, 240 nt
Organism: Neurospora tetrasperma FGSC 2508
Lineage: Eukaryota; Fungi; Ascomycota; Sordariomycetes; Sordariales; Sordariaceae
Exons: 1
Coding region: 1-240 (79 amino acids)
Source: RefSeq, a predicted model, not a curated record